This is a messenger RNA of Argiope bruennichi, 931 nucleotides long. RefSeq names its product astacin-like metalloprotease toxin 5. Gene Ontology annotation, molecular function: zinc ion binding; metalloendopeptidase activity. The record is from RefSeq and is a predicted model, not a curated record. The coding region runs from base 97 to 816 and encodes 239 amino acids. Gene Ontology annotation, biological process: proteolysis. Lineage: Eukaryota; Metazoa; Arthropoda; Arachnida; Araneae; Araneidae. The transcript has 6 exons.
AGAUGGAAAUUUUCUUGUGGAAAGACGUGCAAAUCGAUAAGUUUAUAAAGGAGGAUAUUCUUAAAGCAGAGUUGCGUUGAGCUUUCAAGAUAGAGGAUGUUUUUCGUGGCACUGGCAGGGUUGGUCGUCUUGGCUUCGGCCACCAAGGACCUAGAUGUGAAUCUAGGAAACCUUCCUCUACAGAACCCUGAUUUGUUCGGAGGUGACAUGCUAGGUGUAGAUGUCUCUGACAGGAAUGUCAUCCCUCAUCCGCACUUGAGGUGGACCGGAAAGAAAGUUCCUUACGUCGUCGAUCCGUCGAUCGCUGGGUACAAUGGCCUUAUCCUCUCCGCCAUGAACGAUUACCACACAAAGACCUGCGUCCGAUUCGUCCCAAGGACAUUCGAAACUAACUACAUCAGGAUCUUCCCUGGACAAGGAUGUUACUCUAAUGUCGGUAUGAUAGGCGGUCAGCAACCAGUGUCAUUAGGUCAAGGAUGCAUGUUUAGAGGAACCAUCGUGCACGAGUUGGGCCACGCUAUCGGUUUCUUCCACGAACAGAACAGAUCAGACAGAGACCAGUACCUGAUUAUCUACUGGGAAAACAUUCAACAAGGUAUGGACACUCAGUUCUUCCUGCUGAAGCCUCAUGAAAACUUGCUUCUGGACAGAUUCGACUACAACUCCAUCAUGUUGUACGGCAACACCGCCUUUUCCCGGGAUGGCCGAUCCUUUACCAUGAAGGCCAGGACCGGGGUCCCCCUGCUCGAGACCUACGACAAGCAAGGACUCAGCUCCAGUGACGUCAUCAGAGUCAGGAAGAUGUACAACUGCUAAAGCAGAAAGAUUUAUGUUUUCUUUUACCUGACGAAUUCCAGUAUCAAACAUUCAUUUGCUCUGGCACCCUGUUGAAUUUUUUUCUUUUUUGCAAUAAAGUUGCAUUUUAGGCAAA